GAGAGGGGGAAGGAAAACUUUUCUUUCUCUCGACAGAAGGAGGGGAGUUGUGCGGGGGGAAAUGCUCGGCGGACCGUGAAGCGUAACCAGCAAAGGAGGGGGACAAAGACGGACAUAGCGGGACGAAAUGCGACAGAUAGAAACCUAAAAAAACACCACAACAAGAAAACAUCGGGAUGCGCGGAUGGAUGUUUGUAAAAGUGGCAGAGCUGCACGGGACGAGGACUCGAACGUUAACAAUGGCAGGAGAGAGGAGUUCAAGUGUGCAAAGUUGUGGACAACUGCGAUGGUCGGACUGCGCGUAAACUUCGGAUAGCGCUGCUGUGACGCGUCGCGGUGUCCUGCCUCGUAUCUGCAGCGGACAGGAGCGGACUGGAGAUAACGCUUCCCUCUUGUCGACAGGACAUGCGUCCCGGAGUCACUACUGCUGCUGAGCUGUUUCUCUCUUUUGCAGCCACGCGUGGUGGUUUCCCUGAGUCAGAUCCUGACGCCACCAGGAGCACGCGAAACACGACCAAUGCACAAGUUUGUUGAUCACCUCGAAAUGGUCGAGUGUGUUUUGCGCUUUUAACAAACUGAUUACAAAAGAAACUCAUGGAAUACUUGUGUGAACUUUAUUCUGCGAUAUCCACCGUGUGAAUUGCCCCUUUCCCCUAAUGUGCUGCUGGAGAAAGUGCACGUCUCCGAACUAGAACUCCAUCCAAGCAUGAAAUGUUGGUGCAGCGCCCUGGCACUUCUCCCAUGGGUGCUGGUGGCCAUAGACGCUCAGUUUAUCUGCUGGCAGGCGCUGCUGCGGUGCCACGACGAACCCGAGUGUGAUCUCGCGUACGGCCAGUACCUAGCGGCUUGUGAGGGGAACAUCAGGGGGACGCGGAGACAGUGUCCCAGCCACUGCAUCAACGCGCUGAUCAGGCUCAAUCACACCCGCAGCGGGCCGGACCUGGAGACCUGCGACUGCGCAAAGGACCUGGAGUGUCUGAGCGCCAAGCGAACCAUAGAGCCGUGCCUGCCCCGCAGGUACCCGAGCGACGCCGGCGGGAUCGGGUGCAUGGAGGCCCGGCAGCGCUGCGAGGAGGACAGCAACUGCCACACCUCCCUCGCGGCCUACUUGUCAUACUGCGGCCAGCUGUUCAACGGCAGGAAGUGCUCCUCCAAGUGUAAAGCCACCAUUCAGCAGAUGCUGUUCAUCCCAAAUGGCAUGCUGCUCAACCGCUGUGUUUGCGAUGGGGUCGAGCGGCCCUUCUGUGAAGUGGUCAAGGAGAACAUGAGCAAACUGUGCUCCAUAGGAGACCACAAUGUUAAUUCAGACCAGCCUGAUGUGGAUGACAUGUACGAGGAUGAGGACUAUGACCCUAAAGCUGACAGAGAGGAGGUGUAUACUGACCACUCCUCGGCCCAGAGGUUAUCCAGCUGCAUGGUGCUCCUGUUCCUUCCUCUAGCACGGAUUAUUUGCUGAGAUGGUGGGUUCUCCAAACACUUGUUGGGUUUAUGAAUGACUGUUCUACCACAUUCAUUGUGUUGCCAACACAGAACCUGAACCUGGGUCUGCUGGAUAAGGAACUUGGCCCACAGCAAGACUCCCGGACAUCCCAGUUUAGUUGCAUGGAGACAGAGAGCACAGUAGUGAUUUGUGUAGGCCUUCCACAAUGUUACAAUUUACAUAGCAAUUCUCCUUGAUGCACAUCUCCCUCAGGAAUACGGUCUUUUGAUUUGUGAUUCUCGUGUUGCCACGGAUGGCCUUGUAGUUCUCUGAGUGAACUGCUCAUUUGCUAAGUAGAAGAAAGCCUGUUGUCAAAAAUGAAAUACAUACAUCCAGGAGAUAAUGAGAGGAAAUGAACCAAAACCAGACUUCCUUUUUUUUUGCGGGGCCAUUGCCCUUUUGUAUGUCUUUAAAAAAAGCUCCUGUUUGUUUGGUCUGGUUUCAAUGCCACUUGGAGUGUGUGGCUUUAUUAAGACCUUGGGCAAACAUUGGACCCUUACAGUCUCUGUUUGCUCUGCUCUCAAUUCCAGGGGCCACAUGCAUUGUUGCAGCAAAAGCACACUUCAAAUAUUUGUGGGGAAUGGUCUGAGGACGGGCAAGGGUGUGGGAUCAACUCCUUAAAUUAACUGAAGUGCCUCUGUAGCACUCUGUCUGGGCCCCCUCCCCUGUUUGAGAUUGUUUUAUGGAACUUUUCCUGCGACCCUCCCUCUCCUCACCCUCCUCUCUGCUGCCUGCCCCCUUCCACGCCGUUAAAAGACCCCUGUCUUUAUUACCGCUCUGACACUGAAGCUAUAGGGAAACCUGUCGGCUGCUGGUGUGAACGUGUGAAAACAUCAUGCGUGAAGUUUGUUCACUCUGCUCAUAUUCGUGUGUGAAUGCAGGUCUAAAUGAAUGUGUGUUUCCAGUGUUGCAAUGAGUUUUCAUAAACUACGUGAACAAAGAAAAGUAAUUUUAUACACAUUUAAGAUUAUUAUUGAGGUCAUGAUAGAAUCUCGUGCAAUCAAUGAAUGUGCUUAUUUGUGCACAAAUACAAAUGAAGGUCAGAAGGAUUGAAAUGUUAUUGAGUACAGUUUAAAAAUUCCUCAUAAUCUCUACGAAGGCAUUUAUUUUGAGAUUUAACUGUUGAUGACAUAUGUGGAGAUGCUCUGUGUGUCGAACAGGCCUAAUGUUACCUGGUCCACAACCUAAGUACAGGGAUUCAAACCAGCAGCCUUUCAGUCUCAUAUCUUUCUUCUACUGUUCCAUGUGAAGCUUUUUAGCAAAAUGGGAAAGUAAACAGUGUUUUUUUGUUAGUUUUCAUCACAUCUGUAACAAAGCUGCCCUGUUGUGUCUCUGCCUAUGGAACAAAACUGAUCUUUUUCUGGUUUUGGUUUUAAACCUUGAACAGUGAUACAUGUUAAAUUAUGAAGCUAGACUAUAAGGAAUGUUUAUAAACGUCACAAUUAUAUGCAGUAAAACGAAGCCAGUGCAUGGCCACUGUUACUUACAGCAAAAUGCAUUUAAUACACAACAAACACACAAUUGUAAUGUAGCUCAGAUUUUGUCCACAAUGCCUGACAUGAUUUAGAGUUUCAAAUUUUUCAACUCAUCUUGUGGAAACAUAGCAGUAACCAUCUCAAAGCAGUGUCUCUCUUGUGGGAGGGUACGUUUUAUAAUAAAAUGUUUAUGAGCUAAA
Molecule: messenger RNA, 3155 nt
Organism: Pleuronectes platessa (European plaice)
Lineage: Eukaryota; Metazoa; Chordata; Actinopteri; Pleuronectiformes; Pleuronectidae
Product: growth arrest-specific protein 1
Exons: 1
Coding region: 707-1456 (249 amino acids)
Biological process (GO): regulation of cell cycle
Source: RefSeq, a predicted model, not a curated record